CAGCCGGUUUCUCCUGCCCGGCGGGAGGUGCGCUGGUCCUCCCGGCGUCUGCGGACCCCGCUUCCUCCGUGUCCCUGGCGGGCACGGCAGCCCGGAACCUCCACGCUGAUGGCCGCUAACCUGAGGACGCCCUCUUUCGCCUCCUGUUCGUCGACCUCGACAGACACGGACGACGAGGGUGUGCGCGGCACUUGCGAAGAUGCUUCCAUGUGCAAGAGGUUUGCAGUAAGCAUUGGCUACUGGCAUGACCCUUACAUCCAGCACUUUGUAAGACUGUCUAAGGAGAGGAAGGCUCCCGAAAUUAACAGAGGAUAUUUUGCUCGAGUCCACGGCGUCGAUCAGCUUAUCAAGGCCUUUCUACGGAAGACAGAAUGUCAGUGUCAGAUUCUAAAUCUUGGGGCUGGGAUGGAUACCACCUUCUGGAGGUUAAAGGAUGAAGAUCUGCUCCCAAGUAAAUAUUUUGAAGUCGACUUUCCAAUGAUAGUCACGAGAAAGCUGCAUAGCAUCAAAGUCAAGCCUUUCUUAUCACAACCCAUUAUAGAAUUACAUGCAGACGACACACUUCAAAUCGAUGGACACUUUUUGGAUUCAAAGAGAUAUGCCAUUGUUGGAGCAGAUCUCCGAGAUUUACCUGAACUGGAAGAGAAACUAAAGAAAUGUAACAUAAAUCCACAAUUGCCAACACUCCUGAUAACUGAAUGUGUGCUGGUUUACAUGACUCCGGAACAGUCUGCCAACCUUCUCAAAUGGGCAGCCAACAGUUUUGAGACUGCCAUGUUCAUAAACUACGAACAGGUGAACAUGGAUGACCGGUUUGGACAGAUCAUGAUCGAAAACCUGCGGAGGCGACAGUGUGACCUGGCAGGAGUAGAGACCUGCAAGUCAUUAGAGUCGCAGAAAGAACGGCUCCUGUCGAAUGGGUGGGAAACGGCAUCAGCAGUCGACAUGAUGGAAGUGUAUAGCAAACUGCCUCAAGCUGAAGUGAGCAGAAUAGAGUCACUUGAAUUCCUGGAUGAAAUGGAGCUUCUAGAACAGCUCAUGCAGCAUUACUGCCUUUGUUGGGCAACCAAAGGAGGAAAUGAAUUGGGUUUGAAGGAGAUUGUUUACUAAUCUGUGGGAGGUCCAUGCUGAGCCAGGAGCCGAAGCCACUGACCUUCCCAGAGUCGAUGGGCCAAGUUUCCUGAGUGGUGGCCAGACCUGGCCCACCAGCCUCAUCCACAACUGGAGAAGCCUCAGCUCCUAGGGUUGUCGCACCACCUGCUGUACCCGUUGACUUAUCGCUAAAUAAAUCUCAGUUGUUGCCAAUUGCCCGUGCAUGGGUCCCUCUUG
Molecule: messenger RNA, 1329 nt
Organism: Nyctereutes procyonoides (raccoon dog)
Lineage: Eukaryota; Metazoa; Chordata; Mammalia; Carnivora; Canidae
Gene: LCMT1
Product: leucine carboxyl methyltransferase 1
Exons: 11
Coding region: 109-1110 (333 amino acids)
Biological process (GO): C-terminal protein methylation
Cellular component (GO): cytosol
Molecular function (GO): protein C-terminal leucine carboxyl O-methyltransferase activity
Source: RefSeq, a predicted model, not a curated record